Molecule: messenger RNA, 1146 nt
Organism: Oncorhynchus tshawytscha (Chinook salmon)
Lineage: Eukaryota; Metazoa; Chordata; Actinopteri; Salmoniformes; Salmonidae
Gene: mrpl10
Product: mitochondrial ribosomal protein L10
Exons: 5
Coding region: 1-870 (289 amino acids)
Biological process (GO): translation
Cellular component (GO): mitochondrial large ribosomal subunit
Molecular function (GO): structural constituent of ribosome
Source: RefSeq, a predicted model, not a curated record
AUGUUUUUCCGAGUUCCCAGUUGUUUUGAACGUAGGAACUGUAAUCGGUGUCUGACGUAUGAUGCACGCCCACCAUUCCAACGCUUCCUGACAAAGAUGGCGGCGACCUUGUGCGGCAGGCUUUUACCAAAACAGGGAUGGCUUCCCCUGACACAGAGUGUCCGGCAUGGCUCUAAGGCAGUCACACGUCACAGGAAGCCCAUGCACAUCCUCAAACAGAAGCUGAUGGCUAUCACAGAAUACAUUCCACCCAAACCUGCAGCUCCCCCCGGGGCUCUAACCCCCCGUGUCAAACCAGUUCAGGAGGAAAGUGGCCUGGUGUUGCUCUUGAAGAAGGAUUUGCAGACCAUGUUCCAGGACUGUAAGAUGAUCGCUGUGAUCCAAAACAACGCCACCAAUUCAGAGGAUAUGCUGCUUCUCAAGCACAGGCUCCACAAGCAUGGCAUCAAAAUCAAGUUUAUCCCCAACCAGGUGAUGAGGUCCUACCUGGCAGACAGCCCUUACAUUAACAUGGGGCCUCUAUUCAUCGGCCAGACAGUUCUAUUUGUUAGUAAAGAGCCAAAGGUGAAGGAAAUGCUUUUGAGUUUGAGGACCAGCCCCCAGAUGGUAUUAUUGGGGGCCUGUAUAGAGAAGAUAUUGCUGAGUCGGCAGGGGGUGUUGAACUAUGCCAAGCUGCCGUCAGUGACCGUGGUCCAGGGAGAGCUGGUGAGUGGCCUGACCAUGCUGACCUCGCAGACAGCCUCAAUGUUGCAGCGCCACCCCGCCCACCUCUCAUUGAUACUCCAGCAGUACCUCAAACAGCAGGCUCCCGCAGGCAGUACCAACGGGACCCCAGGGGAGAGCCCCCCCAAUGCAGAGGAGACUGCUUAGGUCUAGACGAUUCACGCCGGCGGGGGAGGGGAAGGAUGUCGGCAGCACUAUGGCUACUGGGAGGUCAUGUCUGCAGAUUUAAGGUCUGCCUCUGACCUGGAGGUCAUACAAUGUACAGUACAACAUGAACCGCUACAACACCUCUUGAGAGCAACUCUUGGAGAAAACAUGUUUUUGUUCCUUUUGUUCAUUAUUUUGAUUACUACUCAUGUUCUGUUCUAAGGCCUCUUUGACCAUAUCAAAAAUAAAUGAUGUUUAAAAUAUUGUAUUAGCCAA